AUGACGGAGCCCAAGGAAGUGACCGUGGACAAGGCAGAGCCAGGACACGUAGUGAGUGCUGGGCCACGCGUGGAUCAACCUCGUCGUGUAUAUUCGUCGAUUGCGCAACCAACAUACCUUACUCCUCACUGGACACUCUUAGGGAUGGCAGUCGGCCAGUUCGAGGCCGUUUAUGGCAAUACCGUUCUCGUCCCACUCCUCAUUCCCACCCCCAAUUUCGAUAAGGAUUUUCUAGGAAUCCCAGGUCAAGGACCUGACAGAGGCCCAACCCACAUGGGUAUUUUGAGUAAGCUUAAGAGCACUUUGUCCCAUGAUGCUAUGGCAAAGGGUAAGGGCAAGGAAGGGCAGACACCAUUUAGGCUAGAAAGUGCAAAGAUGGUGGUGCUUAAAGAAUCUGGAGGUUGUCAACCCAUAUAUAAAGAUGCUGACGAGGUUGUUACAUUUAAGUUUUUCCAUGGAGGUAAACUAGUUAAAAAUGGGUCAAGUGACAGUGAAUGGUCGUAUUUGGGUGGUGAAAUUUGGGAUAUGACAAUGGGUAUGAUGUGUGUUGAUGCUCUUUUUGGGAGGGUCAACUUAGAUAGAGAUGGAAUGGUAGAUGUUGGGUGA
Messenger RNA from Prunus armeniaca (apricot), 606 nucleotides. The record is from the annotation of a GenBank genome assembly. Lineage: Eukaryota; Viridiplantae; Streptophyta; Magnoliopsida; Rosales; Rosaceae.